AUGAAUAUUGUACAUCGCUCUCUUCAGCAUGAUACCAUUAUUCAAGGAAUGUGUAUAUUAAACAACGCAAACAAUGGUCGUCCAGCACUGGCUGUUGCCCAAGGGUCAACUUUGCAUAUAAUGGAUCCUGUAAAUCUUGAAAUUUUAGAUUCGUAUCCGUUUAAAACACCAAUAGCAUUAAUCACGGCAUUUUCCGGUAGAAAUCCAGAAAUAUUCAUAUUACUUCGAAAUUUAAACUGGUUUAUCUUUCAAUUACCUGAAUUAACAAAAUACGAGUCAAUAACUAAACAAGGAUUAAUUUUAGCAACGAGAAGAAUUCUUCCUAUCUCAUCACCAUUCGAACUAGGAUCAACUGGAAGCAAUCCGAGAAUAACUGAAUCAAUUCGAUUAAAAGAAAAGCAGUUUGCUUAUGCUACACAUCCUGAUUACAUCGCACUCAGCAUCUUUUCAGGCUUAAUUCACAUCAUACCACGUAAUAAACCAAUGUUUGCAGUUCCAGUUACAUAUACGAACAUUGUUGACCUUGCAUUCAUGGGUCCAACAGUUGUUUCAGCACGUCUUGCAAUACUUACAGAUUCUAAAACAAAUAAUCGUGAAUUACAUGUUUGUAAAAUAGUUGGUACUGAAUUACUUGAAGAAUUUGAUUUACCGCUUCCACCUGAUGCUUAUUCGAUUAUUCCAUUGCAUCCAGAAGUCGAAGCUUCUCUUAUGAUUUCAACCAGUGAUGGAAUUCAUCGAAUUACAGCACCAAUUGGUCUUCCAUUAAAAUGUGAACAUCUUUCGACAUUCGUUUCUACAAUAUCAAUAUCGGCAACACAUCUCAUUGACGAUUUAUAUCUCAUUCUUGAUGCAGAAGGCUGCAUUUGCGCUGCAUCUUUUCCAGUUGAAGGAAGACCUCGAAUGGAGAGGCUUUUACAGACAAAAGCAGUUGCAGGAUCAAUCAUAUAUAUGAAUAAUUCUAUAAUUGUUUCCUCUCCUUUCACUGAUUUAAUUUCAUAUAGUUUUGAUCGCGACGAAUCAUCAUGUCGCAUGGAAAUACAAGCGACAUUCCCUAUUUCAGGACCAGUACGAAGUAUAUCAAUCAAUGAUGACAGUAUUUAUAUCUCAAAUGAUUCAAUCAGAUUAUUUGAGAAGACAAUUCAAUGCAGAACAGCUUUUAAGAUGGACAUAGGUAAUUGUCUCUCAUUAUUCUCUUCAAAUCAAUAUAUUUGCCUAUCAUAUCUUAAUUCAUCAGUUAUUUUAUCUGUUGAUGACAAAGGAUUUGAAAUGGCCAACCCAGAACACUUUAUUUCCAAUAAAAACACGGUCUUCUUCGGCGAAUCAAAGUCUGGUCCAAUACAAGUCACAAAUAAAGAAGUUUCAAUUCUCUCUCAAAAUUCAAUGUCAUUCAAUUUUGAGAUAACAGCGGCUUGUUGUCAAAAUGAUGUUUGUAUAUUAUGUUAUGGCAAAGAGUUUGUUGCAAUUGAAAUCCCUUCUUUCAAGCAAUUGCAUUACAAAGAAGUUGACUCCCAGAUAUUGUUAGUUUACACUGAUAGCGCUGAAACAUGUAUAUUGACAAUGUCCAAAAAUUUGACAAUUUACGAUGAUUUCUUUAAUGUCACUUUUUCAACAAAUCUUGACACUAUUUAUGGAUUUACUUCCAUAGAAAUGAUGAAGAACAAGAACAACGAGAAUUCUGUUUAUUUAGGAACAACAGAAGGAAAACUUGUUGUUGUAAAUAACAGAGGAGUUUCUUUCGAAUCCAUUGGUGAAAAUUCAGUUGUUUUGAAACCAAAUCUUUCACAAGGUGGUUUUGUUUGCAGUGGAAAACCACCUACACUGAUCAGUUCAAAAGAAAGAGUUUUCCUUGGAACAGAUCCAUGCACAGACAUUGUUUGUGUCGGAGAUAAUUUUGUUUCAUUGAAUAGAAAUGAACUGAAACUGUUAAAUUCAGAAAGUCCAAGUGGUUCAUCGAAACCAAUCUUGACAAUUGAUAAUAUCGUGAAUUCUGCUAUUAUGCAUGAAGAUAAAACGAUGAUUCCUAUUUAUGUUGUUAGAAUUGGCGAUACAACAAUCAAAACAUAUAAAAACAUGAAAGAAAAUGAAGAAUUCGUUGCUCUUCAUUCUAUUUCAUUGAUGGAAGUGAUAAAAGUUGGUGAAAAAGAGUAUUUGCUUGUGGGAACAGAUGACAACGAUGUUUUCUUAUUAGAUUCAUCUUUGUCAUUAGUUUGCAAGCGAACAAUGGAAAGUUUGCCAACAGCUGCUUGUUUUGUAAUGGAUUUCAUCAUUAUUGCAAAUAGAACUUAUAUUGAACAGUUCACUUUAAAGGAAAAUGGAAGUGAUAGUGAGUUAGAAAGGAUAGCAACUGCAAGAUCAUUUGCAUUGACAACAGCUUUGAAUGUUUGCUAUAACAGAUUUGUUGUUGUCGCUGAUUCCAAUCAAAGUAUUUCUAUCUUGGAUUGUACAAGGAGAUUGGCUGAAACACAUAGAAUUUCAUAUUGCCAUGGAGUAUCUACAAUAGGUGUAAGUAAUAAUGGACAGUUUAUUUUCGCUGCUGAUUACAACUCUGUGAUACAUAUCUAUGGUUUAUAUGAAUUUGGUGUUUUGGAGCCAAUUGGAGUUUUCCAGACUGAUUCAAGAGUGAUAUCAUUCGCAAAGUUUGGUAAAAAUGCUUUGUACGGAACGGAAGGUGGAGGAAUCGGAUUGUUCACUAUGAGAGAUGACUUCAUGGAAGUAAAGAGAGUAUCUCAGAGAAUUGAUGAUGCAGGAUUAACAUUUAUCGAUAACAGAAUUCCUGAUGUGAAUUUCUUGUGGCCACAGCAGGAUUGCAUUAUUGAUGCUGAUAAUAUUUUGAUCGCUUUGAAUAUGCCUGACAUACUUGAAGCCGCUGGAACUACAAAAGAGAGGAUUAAAGGUCUUCUCAAACAAAUUUCAUAA
Messenger RNA from Trichomonas vaginalis G3, 2916 nucleotides. RefSeq names its product DNA repair/RNA processing CPSF family. The transcript has a single exon. Gene Ontology annotation, molecular function: protein binding. Bases 1 to 2916 code for a protein of 971 amino acids. The record is from RefSeq and is a predicted model, not a curated record. Lineage: Eukaryota; Parabasalia; Trichomonadida; Trichomonadidae.